AUGGUAAUGAGGGUUAAUGGGUUUGGGGAUAUAGAGUGUGAGCAUUAUACUGAUGACGAAGACGAUCCCGGGCUUAGAAUGAGAAGCUAUGAUGGCUGGCAAAGAGCUUUGCCAAGGAAAAACAAUACCGUUUCCAAUUUAGAGAACCUUAGAGCUAGGGUGAUGGGUACCAGAAAAUCUCUCCAAGAGGCCAUGAAUGCUGCAUCAAACAUGAACACUACAAUCGGAGAUGAAUUUGAUGACAGGGACAUGGAUGCAAGGUUGACUUGCUUUGAUACAGGAGGUUAUGUAGGGGUUUGUCCAGGAGUUGCAGGAGCAUGGUUGCAGUGGACAUGCAUGCAGGGCUGA
This is a messenger RNA of Dovyalis caffra, 348 nucleotides long. The record is from the annotation of a GenBank genome assembly. Lineage: Eukaryota; Viridiplantae; Streptophyta; Magnoliopsida; Malpighiales; Salicaceae.